AUGACUGGCCAUACCCCGAUUAUGCAUAUUCUUCUGGCGAAAGGUGGCACUCUUGGCCUACAAGGCAAAUUCUAUCCUUCCACACCACUGAUCGAGGCUGUCUCUGGUGGACAUAUUGGCAUGCGGGGUAUUGGUAAAAGCCCAGCAAGCCAAUCAUUGGAUGCUGUGGCGCUUUAUGUGAGGAAAACAGUCACUGUGGGCCGGUAUGGCUACGUUGAGUUGAGGGACAUUGUCCGAAUUCUACUCGCAGCAGGAGCCAUGGUUGUCCUAGAUGUGGGACACGUUGAGAUUGUGGAUGUACUUGAAGUAUUGCAUCGGGGUCGUCAGAGCAGACCGAGGCCAGUGGAAAUCAAUGGCGAUGAUGAGGCUGAAGGUGGUUUAUUCGACGACGACGAUGCAGAUGACGAACAUGCCAAGCAAGUCAAAGCAUACGCGAGGGACACAUUUGCUGAUCUGCAGAGGGCGAUGGGGCAGCAAUAUGAAAGUGGCGCACUUGGUGUAGAAGAAACCAAAUACGUGGAAGCUGUGUACUACGGUCAAGCGAAGGCUUAA
Aspergillus piperis CBS 112811 is the source of this 552-nucleotide messenger RNA. RefSeq lists its product as uncharacterized. The transcript has 4 exons. Bases 1 to 552 code for a protein of 183 amino acids. The record is from RefSeq and is a predicted model, not a curated record. Lineage: Eukaryota; Fungi; Ascomycota; Eurotiomycetes; Eurotiales; Aspergillaceae.